This is a messenger RNA of Phyllostomus hastatus (greater spear-nosed bat), 978 nucleotides long. RefSeq names its product MAS1 proto-oncogene, G protein-coupled receptor (gene MAS1). The transcript has a single exon. Gene Ontology annotation, biological process: G protein-coupled receptor signaling pathway. Gene Ontology annotation, molecular function: angiotensin receptor activity. Gene Ontology annotation, cellular component: membrane. NCBI's taxonomy places the organism in Eukaryota, Metazoa, Chordata, Mammalia, Chiroptera, Phyllostomidae. The record is from RefSeq and is a predicted model, not a curated record. The coding region runs from base 1 to 978 and encodes 325 amino acids.
AUGGGUGCAUCGAACGUGACGGCGUCCGCUGCCGAGGGGCCGGCGAACGCCUCGGCCGGCAGGAACGCGUCCGCCGGGGAGCUGUACCAGGCAAUCUCCGUGGUGCACUGGUUCAUUAUGAGCAUCGCCUCCCUGGGCUUCGUGGAGAAUGGGGUUCUCCUGUGGUUCCUCUGCUUCCGGGUGAGGAGGCACCCCUUCACCGUCUACAUCACCCACUUGUCCAUCGCGGACAUCUCGCUGCUCUUCUGCAUUUUCAUCCUGACGGUCGACUAUGCUUUAGAUUUCGAGCUCUCCCCCGGCUAUUACUACACAAUGGUCACCUUAUCGGUGACGUUUCUGUUUGGCUACAACACGGGCCUCUAUCUGCUGACGGCCAUCAGUGUGGAGAGGUGCCUGUCCGUCCUGUACCCCAUCUGGUACCGAUGCCAGCGCCCCAAGCACCAGUCGGGGUUCGUCUGUGCCCUUCUGUGGGCGCUCUCUUGCCUGGUGACUUCCAUGGAAUAUGUCAUGUGCAUUGACAGCGAGGGGCAGAGUCACUCUCCAAGUGGCUGCAGGGCGGUGAUCAUCUUCAUAGCCCUUCUGAGCUUCCUGGUCUUCACCCCGCUGAUGGUGGUGUCCAGCACCGUCCUGGUGGUCAAGAUCCGAAAGAACAGCUGGGCGCCCCAUACCUCGAAGCUGUACCUGGUCAUCGCGGUCACCAUCGUCAUCUUCCUCAUCUUCGCCAUGCCCAUGCGGCUCCUGUACCUGCUGUACUAUGAGUACUGGCCGACGUUCGGGAACCUCCACCACGUUUCCCUGCUCUUCUCCACCAUCAACAGCAGUGCCAACCCUGUCAUCUACUUCUUCGUGGGCAGCAGCCCGAAGAAGCGCUUCAAGGAGUCCUUGAAGGUGGUUCUGACCAGGGCUUUCAAAGAGGAAAUGCAGCCGAGGCGCCAGGAAGGCAACGGCCAUACCGCCACCAUCGAGACUGUUCUUUGA